Molecule: messenger RNA, 1990 nt
Organism: Limulus polyphemus (Atlantic horseshoe crab)
Lineage: Eukaryota; Metazoa; Arthropoda; Merostomata; Xiphosura; Limulidae
Product: T-box protein 12-like
Exons: 8
Coding region: 119-1573 (484 amino acids)
Biological process (GO): regulation of neuron projection development; regulation of transcription by RNA polymerase II; positive regulation of DNA-templated transcription
Cellular component (GO): nucleus
Molecular function (GO): DNA-binding transcription factor activity, RNA polymerase II-specific; RNA polymerase II cis-regulatory region sequence-specific DNA binding
Source: RefSeq, a predicted model, not a curated record
ACACCAAAGUGUGUUGGAUAUCUGUUUGGGUUAAUAAGAGAUACAAGUAGAGUGUAAAUCUGGUAAUCAGUUGUGACUGAGGUGAACUUAUUUUACAGCUCGUAAUCUUAUUUUGUAGAUGAUUAUAGUACAGUCCUGGAAGUUCAGAUUCGGACAAAGGUCAGUGAUGACCCUCAAGAGGCCAACUGAAUCUACUGCUUCUCUUUUGAGCACAAAAGCUCGUGCCUUCUCGGUCGAUGCCUUACUUGGUCCAUCACCGUCUAAAAAAGUCCAGCACAAUCAACUUGACGACAUAAAAUCGUCAUCUCCUAAUCUGUUGAUCUGCAUGCUCGACGACAAUGUGCCAGUAAGACACCAAGUAGCCACCGGAAACUCUUGUAAAACUACGAUUAUUGAAAAUCUGACGGCGGAUGAAGAUUGUCAUCGACCAUUUUCACCACAGGAAAAUAAUAUAUCAAUUUCACGAGGACACUCGCCGUGGUUGCUCGGUAGCAAUGAGACCCAACAAGCCAGCAGAAAUAAGCAAGGGGUGGAAACAGGCAUCCAAGUUCAGUUAUGUCAAAAAGAGUUAUGGAAUCAGUUUCACGGUCUUGGAAACGAAAUGAUUAUUACGAAAGCUGGAAGGAGGAUGUUUCCGGCCUUGAAAGUCAAUGUCACGGGUUUGGAUCCAGAUGGCUACUAUCUGAUUUGGGUAGAAAUCACUGCUGUGGAUAACAAUCGAUACAGAUACGUGUAUCCUAGCUCCCAGUGGAUGAUUGCAGGAGCUGGUGAUGUUCCUCUACCCACCAAUCGCUACUUACAUCCUGACAUUCCUGCUAAAGGCUAUCACUUAAUGGCGCGAAUUGUGAACUUCGAUAAGCUCAAGUUGACUAAUAGUAAACAGACAACUGAAAAAGGCCAAAUUGCUCUUCACUCAAUGCACAAGUACCAACCACUGAUCUACAUACAGAAAGUGGAGACUCCAUUUACUGUUCCAGAUCAAGCUGUUGAUACUAAAAUAGCAUUUCAGUUCUCCUUCCCAGAAACUGUGUUUAUUACAGUGACAGCCUACCAGAACCAGGAGAUUACCAAACUUAAGAUUGCGUCCAAUCCAUUUGCCAAAGGAUUUCGUGAUCCUGUGAAAAAUUCAGAAGGAUGCGAUGAAAUAGCACGUCGUCACCUGGCAAAUCUGACGUCUUUCGGUAAAAACGUUGUGACAGCAGAAUCAAACACAAUUAGGACGCCAUUUAUGGCAUCUUGUGCCUACUCUUCAGUGCUCUUUCCUUCAACCUAUCGUUAUCAUCAACCAGCCUUAAACCCUUUCUAUGUGCCUUUAAAUGUGUACCCAUUUGGAACAUCCAUCUCUUCACCCCUAUCCACGGUCACAUCAUUAGCUGAUGGGAAUUCCUAUGCUUUUUCGCCUUUCAAAAACGUAUCCUUUUCAUAUUCAUCAUAUCCUCAUGCAGCCACUGAAAAAAUCCCAAUAAUUACUACAAACUCAACAUCUCAAGAUGAAGUAAAAGACGAAACAAAGCCAACAGCAAGAGUUGCCCCAAGCUUUCUACAGUUUCCAAGUUUUACAUGCACUGAUUGAAAUACUCCCAAUUGUAAUUACAAACUCAGCAUCUCGAAAUGAAGUGAAAGACGAAACAAAGCCAACAGCCCCAAUAUUUCUAGACUUUCCAAGUUUUACAUGUACUGAUUGAAAGAAUCACAAUUGUAUCUAAAAACUUAGCAUCUACAGAUGAAGUGAAAGACGAAACAAAGCUUUUCAAAUUUUCCAAGUUUUACAUAGGAGAAACCUACAUUUCUUUACGGAAAUGACUUUAUCUCAACUCUUACUAAGUUUCCAUGAAUUAGCUCCUACACCUCUUCUUUAAGAUUUGUUUUCAGAUGUUCAAUGUUCUAGUUAAUGCGCUACAAAACAUUUGCUUGAAUCAACGUACUUUGUGUUCAUAUUCUUGUAUUUAGUUCGUAACUUAAGUAAAGAACUUCCUAGAACGUCCACUGU